AGGUUACCAGUAAUUUACCAGCACCUUUAAUAAACAGGUGAACGAUAAGAGGCUAAGGCGGGGUCAACGUUUUUAUGACAAGCCCGAUAAUUGCUAAGCAGUGUGUCAGAAAUCAGAGGGUAGUUUGUUUUAUGACGCGUUAGAAACCACGUCCUGACGCAUUCUUGCACGUAGGUUCACAUACCUACAUGUAUGUGGUUAAUAGGCAGAGAUUGUUUUCAAUUCACGCCAAGCGUAGAGUCUAUGAACUUGUACUGCUGUUGUGUUGGUCAUCAUGAGGUUUGCAUCAUCCAUCCUUCUUUUGUUCUCAUGGUUCGCCCUUGCCGCCGCUGCAAUUGACCUUGACACUGCUGGACAGUACAAGUGUUCCUUUGACGAUAGUGUCUGUGAUGACUGGACAGUAGAGGGUCCUGUCAACCACGGAGGACCCGCGGGAUGUGAUCAUGGCUGGCCUAAUGAUGCGCUUACUGGCGCUACUGCCCCCGGUGCGUACGUGUGUUUCUUCUUGGAGAGCCUGCCCUCUCAGUAUCCAGAUCUAGGCCGAGCCCGGCUCACCAGUCCCACCAUCAAUGUAACUCAGCACGUGGUGUUGGGUUUCUCUGUGGGCACCGUGAGGCCACCGACCUCCACAUACCUCAGAGUCCUCCUGGUGAACGAGACCGGUACCAAUGGUACUGAAACACUGAUGUGUUCAACCUCAGACCUCCUGUUACCAUUCCAGCGAAUAUACGUCGGUAUUGUACAGCCUGGACCUUACAAGAUUGUGAUUGAGGGUAUUCCGGAUCCUCCCUUCUAUCCAAACUUUGGUAUGGACGAGUUGACCCUCACUGCUGUUGAAAAUGCUACUGCGAACGUGGUCGUACAAACAACUACAUGUUCCACUGAGCUGGUCACCACACCCCGUAUGACAACUCGCCAAUACAACACCACACUCCCUAUGACCAGUAGUCAAGAUGACACCACAAUGCCAGCUGCUGUUAGUCAGAUAACGACGACAUUUUCCCAGACCAGCAGUCAGCAGCCCAUGACCAUAAGUAAAAACACACCCACAACCAUCCUCCCCACGACCGAUAGCCAAGUUGACACGAGUAGCCAAGAUACGGCCGUAUUGCCCACGACCAGUCGUCCUGAUAGUGAUACGACCAUAUUGCCCAUGACGAGUAGCAAAGAUACGACCGUAUUGCCCAUGACGAGUAGCAAAGAUACGACCGUAUUGCCCAAGACCAGUAGUCAUGAUACGACCAUAUUGCCCAUGACAGAUAGCCAGGAUACGACCGUAUUGCCCAUGACAGGCAGUCAAGAUACGACUGUAUUGUCUAAGACGAGUAGCCAUGAUACGACCAUAAUGGCCAUGACGAGUAGUCAGGAUACAGCCACACUGCCCAUUACUACUAGUCAGGAUACAACACACAAGGCAACGUACCCCUGAAGUAACAACCAAACGCCCAAUCCCUCCUAAGACACCACUGACCACAUCUAAAUCUGAAGACGUAACAACGAAAUUUCUACCCACCACCUCGACGUCAAAGGAAGGGCAGCUUGGUCAGCAGAGCGGACGGAACGACACGCCGGAUAUCACCGCCGUCCCCAUAGUGCUGGGAAUAGCGGGGUUUCUCCUGGUAGCGGGAGGGGGCAUGUUCUAUCUCAGAAAGAUGCGAAACAAGAAGUCCAAUUUCUCCGUGGAAGAGUCGCGAAGGGCAUCGAGAAUGAGCUUCAGUCAGACCGAGUUAACCCAGCUCUAGAUUUAGAUGUCGGAGUAGAGGCUCCGAUAAGGUAGAAUCGGUGGUUCUUCCAGUAGUGAUCCCGAUCGGAGUCUCUGUCAACAGAAAGUUCGAUCGCGGUCUCCUCUUCUGAGCUAAGGUCCGUUCAUCUAUAUGGCUAUCUGUAAUAACGAGUGUACGUACCAUCAUCAGUUACGUUUACCAGUUUAUAAA
Messenger RNA from Branchiostoma belcheri (Belcher's lancelet), 1934 nucleotides. RefSeq names its product agglutinin-like protein ARB_02240. Bases 275 to 1429 code for a protein of 384 amino acids. The record is from RefSeq and is a predicted model, not a curated record. The transcript is spliced from 5 exons. Lineage: Eukaryota; Metazoa; Chordata; Leptocardii; Amphioxiformes; Branchiostomatidae.